Glycine soja is the source of this 1040-nucleotide messenger RNA. RefSeq names its product protein FAM133-like. Bases 246 to 842 code for a protein of 198 amino acids. The record is from RefSeq and is a predicted model, not a curated record. Lineage: Eukaryota; Viridiplantae; Streptophyta; Magnoliopsida; Fabales; Fabaceae. The transcript has 5 exons.
AGAAGCAAUGGCCCGCAUGUUAAACUCGGGGGCCCAUAUAGAAAGAUGUGGUUUCUGCGUCUGCGAAUGAGAAAGAGGACGAUAAAGGUGGAACCAAACAAACAAACAAAACGAACGAAGACAGCGAAGGAGCUACGCUGCGAGAUUUAGAAAUUGAAUCCCUAAUUUCGAGGUUCCGACUCCUGUGGAGUGAUCAUAUAGCGAAUUUUGUGUUAGCGAAUCAAUUUGCAGAGUAAGGAAUAAGGAUGGGAAAAAACCAAGCCUACAAAGCUAUGCAGAGAGCCAGGCUCGGCGGCGCCUCCGCCGGCCCCGACGAGGUUGAAGACGGCAUGGUGGAUGGUUCAUUUCAUUCACCAGAAUGGCAUGCAGCUCGUUUGGCUAGCCUUAACACCUCUCACACCAUUACCUGGGAGGAGUACAAAAUGAAGCAAAAGGAAGAAGAAUUGAGAAAAGGGGAAUUGGAAGCAGAUGCAGAUAGGAUGAUGAGAGAGUACAGAGCUCAACUAGAUGCUGAAAGGGCUCGUAAGCUUUCCCAAGGAAGAAAUCACUCUAAUAGUAAGUCUAAACAUGUGAAAGAUAAGAGGGACAAAAUUUCAAAGAAGCACAGCAGCAGAAAGAGAAAGCAUUCAAGAAGAUCUUCUGCAUCUAGCUCCUCUUCGUCAUCCUCAGACUCUUCCAGUAGCGAUGAAGAAGAAAGAGGGUCAAGAAGAUCCAAGUCCAGGUCCAAGAGAUCAAAGAAGGAAAAGAAGUCCAAGUCAAGAAGCAAGGAUGCUGGAAGCGCUAGUGAAGACGAGGGUCCAGUUCGCCUUUCAAGAUUCUUUGGGAACGUCAAGAGUGAAUAGUGCUUGAAUACUUGGUUGUGUAUCAUAAAAAAAUCAUUUUAUGCAAAUAGUAAAUUAUGGCAAGCUUUACUUCUAUGAUCAACGUAUUCUUUCUUUACAGAUUUGUAAUUUUGUAUGUCAUUUUGUAUUCUCUUCUCUUUCAAAAAGAUUAUUUUGUCUUUGAUUAAUAUGUGUGAGAUGGAGGCGCUUUUGGGUUUU